AUGGCUGCUAUUGUCAACCACAAAACAUCCUACCCACUGCUGCAUAGACUGUCUGUAAGGACUAUUGAUGAAGAUAUAGAAAGAAUUGAAAAUGGAGCAAGCAGGGCUCACUCAAUCUGUGAGGACUCAUCGUCUGAACUACAGCGCGUUAUUGCAUUGGAUCCAAGAGGCCUUACGGAAUCCCGCAGGAGUUCGUUCACAGGUAGAGGAGGAAUGGCCAGGUUGUCCAGAUUUCUGCUCACAGUACAGAACUGGGCGAUGAGACACCUUGUCGGGGAAGAUCAGCGCCCAGACUCUUUCUUGGAACGGUUUAGAGGUCCUGAGCUUAAAGAAGUGUCAAGCAGGAAUAGUAAUACCCAGUCUUUUGUAGAGAAUCAAGAACGAAUAGAAAAAGCAAACAGGAAAAAGAAAGAAAUAUUUGUGAUUGACCCAGCAAGCAACCUCUACUACCGAUGGCUAUCCAUCAUCUCAAUACCUGUACUUUAUAACUGGUGCUUUCUAGUGUGCAGGGCUUGCUUUGAUGAACUACAGAACAACAAUGUGAUCUUGUGGGUGGUUCUGGAUUAUAUUGCAGAUUUUGUGUACGUUACUGACACACUAGUGAGAUUCAGAACAGGUUUCCUUGAGCAGGGAUUACUGGUUAAAGAUGCCAAGAAGUUAAGGGACUACUACAAAAAGACCUUGCAGUUUAAGCUUGAUAUGUUGUCUCUGGUGCCAACUGAUCUGGCCUACUUAAAGCUGGGGCCAAAGUUUCCCGAACUACGGUUUAAUCGUCUUCUGAGGUUUGCUAGGAUGUUUGAGUUCUUUGAUCGUACCGAAACCCGGACCAAUUAUCCAAAUAUUUUCCGUAUUGGGAACCUUGUUCUCUACAUUCUUAUCAUUAUACACUGGAAUGCCUGCAUCUACUUUGCAAUUUCUAAAGCAAUUGGGUUUGGAACAGACACUUGGGUCUAUCCCAAUAAUUCCCAUCCAGAAUAUGGACGUAUGGCAAGAAAAUACAUUUAUAGUCUUUACUGGUCAACCCUGACCCUUACCACUAUUGGAGAGACCCCACCACCAGUCAAGGAUAUAGAGUUCCUCUUUGUAGUGUUUGAUUUUCUUAUUGGCGUGCUAAUUUUUGCAACCAUUGUUGGUAAUGUAGGUUCCAUGAUUUCAAACAUGAAUGCAUCCAGGGCAGAGUUUCAGUCCAAGAUUGACUCUAUAAAGCAAUAUAUGCAGUUCCGUAAUGUAUCUAAGGAUCUAGAAGCAAGGGUGAUCAAGUGGUUUGAUUAUCUCUGGACAAACAAGAAAACGAUGGAUGAAAAAGAAGUCUUAAAAAGCCUUCCAGAUAAGCUGAAAGCUGAAAUUGCAAUCAAUGUUCAUUUAGACACUUUGAAGAAGGUGAGAAUUUUUCAAGACUGUGAAGCAGGACUGCUGGUGGAAUUAGUGCUAAAGCUGAGGCCUCAAGUGUUUAGUCCUGGAGACUAUAUUUGUAGAAAAGGGGACAUUGGACGUGAAAUGUACAUCAUUAAAGAAGGUAAACUGGCAGUAGUAGCAGAUGAUGGUAUAACUCAGUUUGUGGUACUCAGCGAUGGUAGCUAUUUUGGGGAAAUUAGUAUCCUCAACAUCAAAGGGAGCAAAUCAGGGAACAGAAGGACAGCAAACAUUCGAAGCAUUGGUUAUUCUGAUUUAUUCUGUUUAUCUAAGGAUGAUUUAAUGGAGGCCCUCACUGAGUACCCAGAUGCUAAAACAGUUUUAGAAGAAAAAGGACGACAAAUCCUUAUGAAAGAUGGCCUUAUAGACGAAGAAGUAGCAAAGGCAGGAGCAGACCCAAAAGACCUAGAAGAAAAGGUGGAUAAGAUGGAAACAGCAUUUGAUAGCUUGCAGACUCGAUUUGCCAGAUUAUUAGCUGAUUACAACUCCACACAAUUAAAACUGAAGCAAAGGAUCACUAAAGUUGAGAAACAAAUGAAGAAUUACAACAAUGACGGCAUGUCUGAAGGGCCUGACAGUGCCCCAGAAACAGAUAAGGUGGAAGACAACAAAAACAAAUAA
Molecule: messenger RNA, 2034 nt
Organism: Staurois parvus
Lineage: Eukaryota; Metazoa; Chordata; Amphibia; Anura; Ranidae
Source: the annotation of a GenBank genome assembly